Messenger RNA from Dibothriocephalus latus, 375 nucleotides. NCBI's taxonomy places the organism in Eukaryota, Metazoa, Platyhelminthes, Cestoda, Diphyllobothriidea, Diphyllobothriidae. The record is from the annotation of a GenBank genome assembly.
UUAAUCCACUACCUGACAGAGAGCGGCAAGGUCCUCCUAAUCCUCACUGAAGGUGGUGAAGGAGGAGAGGAGGAGAAGUGUGAAAGGGCAAAACACGACAAACCCACUGACGAACCCACCCUUGGCGCUCUAGAGAAACGUGUCCGUUUGCUGGACUUCUCUGGCCUGCCUCUGAUCGCCACCGUGCCGGGCACUGGGGCAAAGGGCACCUGCAAAUGGACUUGGGACGUCUUCCGACCUGAAUCCACGGAGAACGCCGUCUCGACCAAGCCCCUGCUUUCCCUCUACAUUGGUCCUAGACCGGUUCACGGAAAAGAACCUGCCAAGCCAACUCCAUCGAUGCUUGUAGUCCAGGUGAAAAUCUGCCUAUGCUAG